Messenger RNA from Eimeria mitis, 564 nucleotides. RefSeq lists its product as uncharacterized. The transcript is spliced from 3 exons. The record is from RefSeq and is a predicted model, not a curated record. Lineage: Eukaryota; Apicomplexa; Conoidasida; Eucoccidiorida; Eimeriidae. Bases 1 to 564 code for a protein of 187 amino acids.
AUGUCCGACGCAAAAGGUUCUGUGUCUGCUCUUGUGGGGUCUAGGCCCCUGGGUGCUGCUGCUGCAGCAGUGCAGCGCAGCAGUAGCAGCAAGAGCAGCGGGAAGAAGAGCCGCCACCACCACAAGAAGCGGCGUCGCAGCAGCAAGCACAGUCGCCGCAGUAGCAGCAGUAGCAGCAGCAGCAGCAGCAGCAGCAGCAGCAGCGAGGGAGAGCAGGAAGAAGAGCUGCCUUUCUUUAUGAUGGACUCAACUAUCCGUGCUGCUGUUGCUGAGCGUAAGCGGCAGCAGAAGCAGCAAAAGAAAGAAGAGAAACGCAUGCAAAAGGCAGCAAAGAAGGCAGCUAAAAAGGAGGCCAAGAGACUGAAGAAACUCGAAAAGAAAAGAAGAAAAGAAGAAGCAAGCACCAACGCCAGCAGCAGCAGCAGCAGCAGCAGCAGCAGCAAUAGUGGCAGCAGCAGCAAGAAACGGAAGAGAGAUAAAGAUUCAAGCAGCAGCAGCAGCAGCAGCAGCGAUGACGACGACGCACCACGCAGCAAAAAAAGCCCCCGCAAGCACAAGGACUAA